Rhodotorula graminis WP1 is the source of this 1915-nucleotide messenger RNA. RefSeq lists its product as uncharacterized. The record is from RefSeq and is a predicted model, not a curated record. Lineage: Eukaryota; Fungi; Basidiomycota; Microbotryomycetes; Sporidiobolales; Sporidiobolaceae. The transcript is spliced from 2 exons. The coding region runs from base 1 to 1911 and encodes 636 amino acids.
AUGGUCCGUUCCCGCUCGCGCUCCGACGUCGACAGGACCCCCGCCUCGGAGCACCACCCGUCCUCAACCUCGGCCACCUCGUCCGCGCCGUACCCACCGACGCCCGACCUCUUCCUCCUGUGCCGCCCUCCUCCAUCCUCGUCCCGCCACGAGCUCGACGUCCAGGUCCAGCUCGUCCAGCCGGCCGACCUCGCCUCUCGGCGUUCGGCGCCCGAACCCCCGCUCGCCGCGCGGCCCGACACGCCCGCGAGCACAGCCGGCCGCUCGUUCGACGCCGUCGCAGGUGCCCAGGUCGGCGGCGGCGGCGACAGGGCCGGAACCGGGUCGCAGAGCGGUGGUGAGGAUGACGACGAGCGCGCGCCGGGCCGGUCGCCGCGCAGCCGCAGCCCGUCCAUCUCGUCGACGCGCACGGGCACGAGCCGCGACAGCACCUAUACGGACGGCACGAGCGCGUCGGGUCGCAGCGGGAGCGCGAGCACGGGAGGCGGCGGCGGGGGAGGUGCGGGCGGCAAGCGUCGCAUCGUGCCCCUCCUCGCGCUCGAGUACCACACGCUCCUCCCGACGACCGUCAACGACGCCGGGACCGGGCAGCGCGUCGCGAGGUUCCACCGCCGCGGGAUCGAGCUCACGGGCUUGACCAUGCUCGACCCGACCUACCUCGCGUCGACCACCUCGCCCUCACCCUCCCCGAACGCCGCCGCCGCCGCCGCCGUCCCCGAGCCGUCGUCGCCCGCGUUCCUCGCCGUGCCCGGCACCGCCGCGAGCCCGCACAAGGCCGACAGCGGCUCCUUCUUCACCAAGCUCAAGCGCCGCUCGGCCAACCUCUCGGCCGGCGCCGGCGCCGGCGCCGUCCCUCCCUCGCCGACGUCCUCGUCCUCGAGCGCCGCCGCGCCCGACUCGCUCCCGCCCUCGCCCCACCUCCUCUCGCUCGUGCGCACGCCGUCGCCGACGCCCAACGGCGCCGACUCGUCGCCCCGCUCGACGGUCGGCUACGCGUUCCUCCUGCGCAAGUGGCUCCGGUCCGACCUCGUCGACGCGCCGCGCAGCGUGCGCCUCGAGUGGACGCGCGCGCCGUUGCGGCGGCGCCCGGUGCGGUCUCCUGCUGCUGCUGCGGGGCGCCCGAGGAGCGAGCCACCGAGCGCGCCGGCGAGCAGGAGGGGGAGCGAGACGGCGGAGGCGGCAGGGGCGAGUGGUGGUGGUGCCGAGGACGAGGACGAGGGCGAGCCGGACGAGGAGGAGGAGGAGCGCGCGUGGCUGUGCACGCUCGUGUACCCGCUGUCGGGCGUCGCCGCGUCGCCGUCGCUCGCGGCGUCAGGCUCAGGCUCGACGAGCCAGGCGUCGUCACCAGCGCCGAGCCCGCCGCUCGGCAACAGCGCCGGCUUCCUCCUCCCUCACACCUCCUCCUCCUCCUCUCCGGCGCCCACCGCCACCGGGCCCCCGACGACCCGCCGCCUCCUCCUCGCGACGCUGCGCCCGGCGCCUCACCACCCCAAACUCGUCUCGACGCUCCUCCUCCCGCCCUCGCUCCCCUCGAUCCCGCUCGGCACGUUCCACCCUUCGCACGGCCUCGUCGGCGGAGCCCUCGCGCCCGAGGACCUGCGCGACCUCGCCAUGGUGACGGCACUGUGGGUCGCCGUGCGAGAGCGCCUCGGCGGGCUCGAGGGCGUCGCCGUGGGCGAUGGGCUGGUCGGCGGUGCGGCGGCGGGCGGGAGCGCGCUCGGGCUCGCGGCGAGUCGCAGCGCGGGGCCGUCGGCGGGCGAGGGCCACGAGGCCGCGGCGGCGGCGCACCACCAGCUGGGAGGCGGCGUCGCGGCGCAGCUGACGGAGAAGGCCGGGCUCGCGCUCCAGAUGGGGACCAAGCGGGCCUCGAGGGCGAGCGGGUUCGUCGGGAGGCUCUUUGGCGCGAGGUGAGGGC